CCGAUAACACAACACGAAUGCCUCCGCGGUCAAGUGCUAAGCAUCCAGAAGAGGAGGCCCUGUGUACCGACGGCGCAUCACAAUGCCGUCGACCUGUUCCAGCAACUCGUAAACGGCCAUCAACCACACCCUUUGGCAGCUUCCGCUCGCAAGCAGAGCGCGCUGACAAGAUGCUGAUGCCCCGUGACAAUCUCCGCGUCACGGCGCGGUUACCAUGAUGCUGACAGUCUCACCAUAAGUAGGCAAGACCCAUUGCGGAUCAUUGCAUAGAUGGCGAGGCAGUCAUCCACAUGUAGUCACAAUUUUCCGACUUCGGAACCUCGCGACUCACCCGAGGCACUAGUGAAUCGUAAGGCCGACGCAAGCCUCGAAAGUGAAGUCUUCUUUGAUCCCAAACUAUACCCUCACCUCUGAUACCUGUUCCUGAUUCAUUUAUUUCAUGGAACAGCCACAAUGGCAGGCGAGAAGAUUGUAUUAAUUCCCUGGGAUGCCUCCAGUGAUGAGCAGUACCAGCGCAGCAUGUACGACCAACGCAUUGCUUGUGGAUGGCGUGCGGACGAACUGCCAGAGUGGAAAGAGAAGCAAAUAAAAGGCAUCAAGUUUCUGUACUGGGCUGUGAUACGCGACGAUUUUCCAGACAAGGAAAAGUUGCUACAGCGACAUGUCCAGAAAUAUCCCACAGAAAGCAAGCCUAUUAUUGAUACGGCGAGCGCAGUGGGAAGCACCGCAAGGGAACCAAGCGAGGAACCUUUCAUCCCCAUAGGACAUAUCGCUCUCGAACAAUGCCCUGAUCUGGAUCAGAAGUUCGGCCAUCCGUCGUCGACACUUUGGGUCAAGUCCCUCUACAUAUCAUGGAUCUUGCAAGACGCAGGCUUCGGCCGCAGUGCCAUGGCUCAGACCGAACGCAUCGCUGCCGAAGCGCCUCAUUUCGCAACGAACCUGGCACUUGACACCAUGCUCGGCUCGUAUCAGACAUCUGAAACGCAUUUGGCCCGCCUCUACGACCGCCGAGGCAUUGUGCGGCCCAAGGUGCUGCGUUCCACAGAGUCAUGGUAUGCUCGACAAGGCUGGGUGCUCGUGCCCAUGCCGGAGCCAGAAUUCUAUCCUUGGCACGCGGAUGAUGUCGAAAAAAACGUGCAGUUACCUGUGAUAAUGAUGAAGAAGGACAUCACGCGGUCAUAGCGUACGAAGUACACAGUGUCCUGAUAACAAGAAAAGCCCAAAGCUAGGCAAGCAAACCACUUAUAGAGCAUGACUCUUAUCGAAACUCAAAGCCUUCAUGCUUUCCAAAAUUCUUUACAGUUGUCUAGUAUUCGAUGGCUGUCCACACGGACAUAUGGCCUCAGGAGCCCGAGAUACAAAACUUCUGCUGCGAGUUGAUGGGUCAUUAUAAUGUGGCCUUAAUUAGUGGCUUAUGAUCCAGGAGGAAUAAUAUACCGGAGACAAUGAGUCCUUGGACACUCAACGCUUCUCUGAUGAUGGUCCUAUUCGAUUGUGAUGUGCAAAAAGAAGAGGGAGAAGCGUGCUAGCUGUAAAGGCUG
Messenger RNA from Emericellopsis atlantica, 1541 nucleotides. RefSeq lists its product as uncharacterized. The transcript is spliced from 4 exons. NCBI's taxonomy places the organism in Eukaryota, Fungi, Ascomycota, Sordariomycetes, Hypocreales, Bionectriaceae. The coding region runs from base 454 to 1182 and encodes 242 amino acids. The record is from RefSeq and is a predicted model, not a curated record.